AUGACUGGAGCUCAAAUGCAUGUCCCUGAUGAUGCAAACAGCAACCAAGAGGAUGGUCUGGAACCAAGUCAUUUUUUCUGUCUACCCCAAAAGGCCUGCAGCAGGGAUGCAGACCCCCUUCCAGUCCCCAUAAGACACAGCAGAGUGUUUGAAUCAAGGUACAUGCAGAUCCAGUCAGAGAGCAGGGAUGAGCAGAACAACAUCAACAAGUGUGGACCAUCAUGGAAAGUGUCCUCUGGAAUAUAUGUAGACUGCCAGAACUUUAACAACACACAGCGUCAGUGCAGAGGAAACAGAACUCUUUCUCAAAAAGAAUUUGAGAAUGAGUGUACUAAGAAAACGUUUGCCUCUAUCACAACACGUUGUGCUCGGUGGUGCCCUCCAAACUCCAAAUGUGUUGAUGCCAACACCUGUCGCUGCAUCCCAGGAUUCACGUCUUCAACUGGGGAAGUCAUCACCAGCCGCUCAGAGACUUGUGAUGAGAUCUCCAUCCACACCUGGACCGCACCCUCAAGUAUCAACAGCACGAUGCUCUCCUGCUUCUUCAACAGAGUCCAGAAUCUUAGUGAAAACAUGGAGUCAGUCCCUGUCGAGGACACUGUCCAGAACCUCAUACAGGGGGUGGAUGAAAUGCUGGAAGCCCCCCGGGACCUGGAAACCCUGCCCAACUCAGAACAGCAUCUUGUGGCCUCUAACCUGCUCAUUGGCCUGGAAACUGUCUUGAGAGGACUGAGCAAGUCCCUGAACAAUGAGUCACUGCACUUCAGUUCACCUUCAGGCACAGAAAUGUCACUGAAGGCACUGGAUAAAGAAGAUAAGAAUGUCACCUUGAUUCAGAAUAACAUAAAGAUGAUACUGAUCUGGGAUACAGUGCAUGAAUUAAAUGACUCAGGUCCCAUUGUGGUGGGCCUUGUCUCCAUACCUGGGAUUGAAAAGUUGCUGGAUAAAGUGCCCCUGAUUGUGGAUGCUGAGGAACAGGUAGUUCCACAUGAGGCACACGGGGAAUUGCUGCAGGAAAUUCCCCCUAUCCUGCUGUCUGAUGUCAUAUCCGUUUUUAUCAGCAACAGUAACACACAGAACCUCAGUUCUCCAGUCAAAUUUGUCUUCAAACAUUCAAGGACCCCUGAAACAAAGGGGAAGGUGCACUGUGUCUUCUGGGAGCAGGGCCAGAAUGGAAGUGGCCAUUGGGCAACCAGAGGCUGCAGGACGAUGGACAGCAGAGACGACAGCACCACCUGCCAGUGCACCCACUUCAGCAGCUUUGCUGUCCUCAUGGCCUACUACGAUAUGCAGGAGGAGGAUCUCACACUGACUGUGAUCACCUAUGUGGGACUGAGCCUCUCUCUGCUGUGUCUCUUCCUGGCGGCCCUCACGUUCCUGCUGUGCAAAGCCAUCCAGAACAUCAGCACCUCGCUCCACCUGCAGCUCUCGCUCUGCCUCUUCCUGGCCCACUUGCUCUUCCUGACAGCCAUCAACAGAACUGAGAGCAAGGUGCUGUGCGCCAUCAUCGCAGGUGCCUUACACUAUCUCUACCUGGCCUCCUUCACCUGGAUGCUGCUGGAGGGUCUGCAGCUCUUCCUCACUGCACGCAACCUGACGGUGGUCAACUACUCCAAUGUCAACAGGUUCAUGAAGAAGCUCACGUUCCCAGUGGGCUACGGAGUCCCGGCUGUGAUUGUGGCCAUUUCUUCUGUAUCCAGGCCUCAUCUUUAUGGAACACCCAAACGAUGCUGGCUCAGCACAGAAAAAGGAUUCGUAUGGACAUUUCUUGGCCCUGUCUGCACCAUCUUCUCUAUUAAUUUAGUUUUCUUCCUGAUAACAUUUUGGAUUGUGAAAAAGAAGCUCUCUUCACUCAACAGUGAUGUGUCCACUCUCCGGAAGACUAGGAUGCUAACAUUUAAAGCCACAGCUCAGCUCUUUAUCUUGGGAUGUACAUGGUGUCUGGGAAUCCUGCAGGUGGGACCAGCUCCCCACGUCAUGGCCUACUUCUUCACCAUCAUCAACAGCCUUCAAGGUUUCUUCAUCUUCCUGGUGUACUGUCUCCUCAGCCAGCAGGUGCAAGAGCAAUACAAGAUAUGGUUCGAAGGGAUCAAGAAAACUGAGUCUGAGGAGUACACACUCUCCAGCAGGGCCGUGUCGGAACCCUCUAAACACAGUCAAGUAAGAUCAUGCAUUGCCCCAGAGCACAUCACUGAUUGA
Budorcas taxicolor (takin) is the source of this 2199-nucleotide messenger RNA. Its product is annotated as adhesion G protein-coupled receptor E2-like. The transcript has 15 exons. Lineage: Eukaryota; Metazoa; Chordata; Mammalia; Artiodactyla; Bovidae. Gene Ontology annotation, cellular component: membrane. Gene Ontology annotation, molecular function: G protein-coupled receptor activity. Bases 1 to 2199 code for a protein of 732 amino acids. Gene Ontology annotation, biological process: adenylate cyclase-activating G protein-coupled receptor signaling pathway; cell surface receptor signaling pathway. The record is from RefSeq and is a predicted model, not a curated record.